Messenger RNA from Mercenaria mercenaria, 1735 nucleotides. Its product is annotated as zinc finger protein 675-like. Gene Ontology annotation, molecular function: RNA polymerase II transcription regulatory region sequence-specific DNA binding; DNA-binding transcription factor activity, RNA polymerase II-specific. Lineage: Eukaryota; Metazoa; Mollusca; Bivalvia; Venerida; Veneridae. The transcript has a single exon. The coding region runs from base 281 to 1186 and encodes 301 amino acids. Gene Ontology annotation, biological process: regulation of transcription by RNA polymerase II. The record is from RefSeq and is a predicted model, not a curated record. Gene Ontology annotation, cellular component: nucleus.
CAUCCAUGUAAGGUUGGGUUUUCAGUCAACUAUCCAUGCUUCUAGAGAGGAUGCCUAUUCUGCAAGAUUUUUGUAUUAUUUUUAUUCUUAACUGGAACUGAACCAAAUCACAUGAAUUGCUGCUAGCAACAAAAGUUAGAUACAAACUGUUACAUAUUACAUUUAUUGAGCUACAGUUGGUUUUAUAGAAGAUAGCACCUAAAUAGGUAAUAAGGUUUGAUCGGACAUAUCUGAUAAUUUGAUUUGGAAACUAAGUAUUGGCUGUCAGUUUUAACCAGGAAUGGCUUCAAGCAGUACAUCAAAUGAAAAAUACUGUCAUAGAUCCGACAUGUCUAAGAAAAUAGUUAGUAAGGAAAAAGACUUAAAAUCACAUAUUAGUACAGAAAAGCAGCAGCGUUUUAAGUGUGAAAUAUGCUCAAAAACAUUCAGCCUGUCUGGUACGUUACGCAGACAUGUGCGUCUCCAUACAGGUUUAGGUCUGUCAGAGUGCAAUAUAUGCAAGAAAAGUUUCAUCCGUGCAAAAGAUUUAAAACAUCACCAGUCCGUUCAUACUGGAGAACGCCCUUACGUAUGUGAAAUUUGUAAAAAAUCUUUCAGAUAUCCAGCCAAUUUACGUCAACAUAGGAAGAUUCAUACUGGAAUGCUUCCAUUUAAGUGCAAUGUCUGUGGGAAAAAAUUCCGCUCGAAAGAAAAUUUAAGGGUUCAUUUACAUAUUCAUACAGGAGAACGGUCUUACGAAUGCAAGAUCUGUGGAAAGGCAUUCAGUGAACGUGAAUAUUUGAAAGAACAUGAAAUUGUUCAUACCAAUGUAAAAGCAUAUCAAUGCGUUAUUUGUAAGAAAUCGUUCAAAAGAGCUAAAACAUUGAAUGACCAUAGAAAUACCCAUUCUCCAGAGAAAGUUUAUAAAUGUUCUAUUUGCCAAAAAUCAUUUAAUUGGAGAGGAAACUUAUAUGCCCAUAUGAAACAUCAUUCGGAUGAUAGACCGUUCGAGUGUGACUUGUGUAGCAAAAAGUUCAAGAGAGCAGCGGACUUGCGUAGAUAUAAACUUAUUCACACUGGAGAACGGCCUUUUGAGUGUGAGACAUGCAAAAAAGCUUUUAAAACCUCUUCUGACUUAAAGAGACACAUAAUUAGUAUUCAUACCAAGACUGUUCAUGUGAAGAGCCUUUCAGAGCAACAUACAUAAAUCAUCUUUCAAAAGAGCACAUUCAUUACAUGAUCUUAGAUCAAUUCAUGCUGAAGAGAAACCUUAUGAAUUCUGUAUUUGAUUGAAAGCAUUCCAUUGGAGCUCUAGCAUAUAUGACCACAUGAAAUGUCGUUUUUAAAAGUAAUGAGCUUUUUGAGUGUGACAUCUAUGUAAAAAUAAACUUCAAAAAUUUAAAUUUGCAUGAACAUAAACGUAUUCAUGCUGGAGAGAUACGAUUUGAGUAUGAUUUAGGUAGUGCUCUGACUUUAAGCUUAGUUAUAUGAGAUUAUUUUCAUGUCCUCCUCCAAUUUUUGUGUACAGACAGGUAGAGAUACUUACCAAGGGUGAGUAAAAAACAAGUGGUUAGUUUUUUCUCCAUUUUUUCAAAGGGAAAAAAAUAACGGGGAUAGAACUAAGCAGAGGGUAGAAAAAAAAAAACUGGUUAGUUUUCUGCCAUGUUUGUGUUCUAAAUCUUAGAGAUGGGUUAUGAGGGGAACAAACAAAAUGGGUGAGAAAACCAACUGUUUUGUUUUGUUAUCUCCGUUUUUU